Bipolaris sorokiniana ND90Pr is the source of this 7963-nucleotide messenger RNA. RefSeq names its product polyketide synthase PKS8 (gene PKS8). NCBI's taxonomy places the organism in Eukaryota, Fungi, Ascomycota, Dothideomycetes, Pleosporales, Pleosporaceae. Gene Ontology annotation, biological process: fatty acid biosynthetic process; secondary metabolite biosynthetic process. Gene Ontology annotation, molecular function: fatty acid synthase activity; oxidoreductase activity; 3-oxoacyl-[acyl-carrier-protein] synthase activity. Bases 1 to 7776 code for a protein of 2591 amino acids. The transcript is spliced from 7 exons. The record is from RefSeq and is a predicted model, not a curated record.
AUGGGUGGCGACAAAACAAUGCCCAUAGCCAUCAUUGGCAUGAACAUGAAGUUCCCAGCAUUCUAUCACCCCGACCCAAACCGCCUAGACAGUAUUCGCAUCAGAAAUGCACAUUUCAUGACCGAAGACCCCCGCGCCUUCGACGCGCCCUUCUUCAAUAUGUCCCACGCCGAAGCCUCAGUGCUCGACCCACAACAACGCGGCCUCCUCGAAGGCGCCUACCGCACCUUCGAAAACGCCGGCAUCCCCAUGGAAUCCCUCUCACGGACCCCCACAUCCGUAUACUGUGCUUCCUUCUCCCGCGAUGGCGAAACAAUCACAGGCCGCGAUUUCGCAUCGCAAUCCCGGUACCACGCUACCGCCAACGGCUCCUCAAUGCUAAGCAACCGCAUCAGCCACUUUUUCGAUCUCGCAGGACCGUCGUUGACGGUGGAUACGGCGUGCUCGUCCGGGCUGUACGCGCUGCAUCUCGGUGUGCAGAGUAUACUGACGGGUGAGAGCACAAUGUCGCUUGUGUGCGGCGCAAACACGUUUAUCACGCCAGAGAGCCAAGCGCUUGCGCUUAGCAACGGGGGGUUCCUGAGUGUAGACGGUAAGAGUUAUAGUUUUGAUGCCAAGGCGAAUGGGUAUGCGAGGGGAGAGGGGUUUGGGUUUGUGCUGCUGAAGCCGCUGGAUGCGGCGCUUAGAGAUGGGGAUGUGGUGAGGGCGGUGGUGAGGGCCACGGGUGCGAAUCAGGAUGGUAGGACGCCGAGUAUUACACAGCCGAGUCAGCAGGCGCAGCUGGAUCUGUUGAGGGAUACGUAUCGUGUUGCGGGAUUGGAUGUUGCUGAUACUGGAUAUGUGGAGGCUCAUGGUACAGGGACACCUGUUGGUGACCCGAUUGAGGCUUCUGCAAUAGGGCAAGCUUUCCGAGACGGUCGUAGUCUUGACAGACCGCUUUACAUUGGGUCUGUCAAAGCGAGUAUUGGUCACUUGGAGGGUGCUUCGGGCUUGGCUGGUGUCAUCAAAGCUGUUCUCUCACUGGAAAAGGCGGUAAUUCCGCCGAUUGCCAUGUUUGAAAAGGUCAAUCCUGCUAUUGAUGCAGCAGAUCUUCAGCUCGCGUUCCCCAAAGAAGCAGUCCCAUGGCCGGCAUCAGAAGUUCGCAGAGCAUCAGUAAGCUCCUUCGGAUACGGAGGUAGUAAUGCUCAUGUGAUCCUUGACGAUGCGUACAACUAUCUGCGCAGCCGUAGCUUGAAAGGCCUGCAUAAAUCCGUCAGCGGACCUCUGCCUACGAACGGAUACGCAAAUGGUCGUACAAACGGACAUACUAACGGACAUACCAAUGGUCACACCAACGCGUAUUCUAAUGGACACGCUAAUGGCCACUCCAAUGGACAUAGUAAUGGCCACACCAACGGCAACAGCGCCAUUCCACCCACAACCCCCUACGCCAUCCUUCCCUUCUCAGCGGCAGACAGCGACGGCACAAAGCGCCAAGCAGAAGCACUCCAAACUUUCCUCUCCUCCCACAAGACUCUCUCCUCCACAACUUUCCUCUCAGACCUAUCCUACACUCUCUCCUCGCACCGAUCCCUCCUCACAUUCCGCUCUUUCGCUGUCGUCUCUUCUCUCAAAGAUGAUCUUACAACCCUCGUCUCGCCCAGCAUCUUCAGCAGUACCUCAUCCUCGCCCGACCUCUCUUUCGUCUUCACAGGCCAAGGUGCACAAUACGCUCGUAUGGCUAUCGGACUCCUGCACUACCCGAUUUUCCAUCAAAGUCUGGAGGAGUGCGACGCCUAUCUCACCACUUUGGGUAGCAGCUGGUCUGUACUAGAAGAGCUCAAGAAGGACAAGGAGACCAGUAGAGUCACAAAGCCGGCGCUAUCGCAGCCUCUUUGUACCGCUAUACAAAUUGCUCUCAUCGAUCUGCUGCGUACAUGGGGCGUUGUUCCUCGUGCGGUAGUUGGUCAUUCGUCAGGUGAGGUCGCAGCUGCGUACUGUGCGGGUGGGUUGGACCGCGAGAGUGCAUGGCGAGUCGCUUACUUCCGUGGUGUUGUGGCCGAUAAGUUGGCUUCUGACUCGGCGAGGGAGGCAACUACGAUGAUGUCGGUGGGUUUGGGCAAGGACACUGUCCAGAAGUAUCUCAAGGCGGAGCCAACCGUGACGGUCGCGUGUGAGAACAGCCCCGUCAACGUGACCUUGUCAGGUCCAAAGGCGGCCAUCUUGCGGUUGUUUGAUACGUUGGAUGCUGAGGAGGUUUUUGCACGGAAGUUGCCUGUGACUAUCGGAUACCACUCCGAGGCACUACGCGAUGGCGCAGUCGAGUAUGAGGGUUUACUGGCUGGGAUAUCCGCGCCGGUAAGGGACACGAAACAACCUAGCAGAGUCGCCUUCUUCUCAUCUACAGAGGGUGACUUCAUAACACUGGAAAGUCUUGCGAGACCGAACUACUGGGUGAAGAACCUUCUCUCCCCAGUCCUCUUUACCGAUGCCGUAACAGCGCUCGUCAGCGAGCGGAAGCAAGCUACCAAAUUCCUCGUUGAGAUUGGACCGCAAUCUGCUCUCCGGCGGCCCGUCAAAGAUAUCCUCUCACAACUCGGAGAAGGCGAGGAUAAAUGGUCAUACGCUGCCGUGCUUGAUCCCCGCAAACCCGACGUCUGCUCCCUUCUCGAAACCAUCGGCGCCCUUUGGAGCGUCGGUAUCCCCAUCGACCUAAACCUCCCCAAUCAAGCCAGUUUUCAGCCCACAACCCAGCCAAAGCGUGUAACAGACCUCCCCUCAUACCCCUUCUCCCGUGCCAAGCUCUACUGGGACGAACCUCGCAUCAGUGCCCUCUACUCUCAGAGGCCCUUUCGCCGACACGCCCUCCUUGGCCUACGCGAAAAUGAUUUCAACUCGGCUCAACCGACCUGGCAUCACAAGAUCCGUCUCGCGGAAGCCCCUUGGAUCGUCGACCAUGCGCUCGAAGGCUCUCCGCUUUAUCCCGGCACGGGCAUGCUCGUCAUGGCUAUCGAAGCCGCACGGCAGCUCCUCCCACCGAGCGCAGAGAUCAGUGGGUACAGACUGGAAAACGUACGGUUUAUGCGAUCUAUCCCCGUGAAUGAGUCGGAGAAAGGCACGGAGGCAAAGAUCUAUCUUCAACCACGCCGGCAUACCGCCAAAGACGCCGCGCAACGCUUGUACGACUGGCGAGUAUUCACGCUCGGUGGCGAUGAGUGGAUCGAGUGCGCGUAUGGAAGCAUCCGCGUCGAGCUUGAGGAAGCAGAGGCCUCGCCCGAGACAGCCGCUCGCAAAGCUAGAUGGGCGAGCGCUGUAAGCCAGGAGCAUGCAAGCACGGCGGGACAGUGCACAUUGAGUGUGCAGAGCGGGCAGCUGUACGAGAACUUGAGCAAAAAAUCAGGGUUCGACUACGGGCCAUAUUUCCAGGGCUUGCGAGAAAUCAAGUACUCUCGCAACGGAUGUGCAUCGGGUACGCUUGCGCUACGGGAUUAUGCGAAGAAUAUGCCCUACGCCGAUGAAGAUCCUUGUGUGAUUCACCCCACGACGUUCGACUCGGUCUUCCACGUGGGAUUUGUCUCACUCAGUAUGGGUGGGUGGGAGGCGAUACCGACGCUCAUGUUCAGCAACCUCAAGGAGCUAUGGGUCUCACACAAGCUAUUCACACUGCCCGGUAACCCGCUAUUGCACGUCGCGACAAAGGAGGUGGCUCGCACAUUUAGGGAGUAUGAAUGGGAUGCUAGCACCUUACUUGCAGAGACAGGCGAGCCUGUUAUCGUUGCCAGGGGCGAGCGCGGAACUGUCAUCGCUGGUGCCGGCAGCAGCGCCCGCAACGAUGACGAUGGUGCUAGUCGCUUCUCAUAUGGCAUUGACUUCAAGCCCGACCUCUCACUUCUAGAUAAGACCGAAACUGAGGCUCAUCUCAAAGACCUUUAUGCGCGAGACCCGCAGUUUUCGCCGGACCCUAAGGACGCCGAGGCUGUCGACCGUGCCGAUGCUAUUGCGCUGUACUUCAUUGAGCAAGCACUGGAUAAGAUAGAGAACGGCGAACCGUUGGAGUUCGAUAAUCACUUGACCAAGUAUGUAGAUUUCCUGCGCAAGGUCCGCGCCAAUAGGCAUAAGUACACGUUGGCAUCGCGGGGGCUGGGCCAUUUGGCUAUUGAGGAUGUCUUACGUGAGGCAGAUAAUGAGCCAACCCAGAAGCUUGUGAAGAAGGCUGGCGAGCAUCUCUAUGACAUUCUGGCGGGAACAGAUAAUGCAUUGCAGAUUAUUUUUGAGGGAAAUCUUGCCAAUGAUUUCUACCAUUGCGACUUUUACUCACGCCACUACCGCAAAGCUGGCGCGUAUAUGAACAUGCUAGCACACGCGAAUCCCCAGCUAAGGAUUUGCGAGGUUGGUGCAGGAACGGGCAGUGCCACGAGCAAGGUGCUGCCGUUCUUGAUUGACACUGAGGGCCUUGAGGGUGAUCGAUUGGUCCGCUUUGGCGAGUACGCAUACACCGAUGUUUCAGUCGGCUUCUUCGAAAAAGCGCGCGAAAAAUUUGCCUUUGCCGAAAAACAUAUGCGCUUCGCCAAACUCGACCUUGAAAUCUGCCCAUCCCUCCAAGGCUUUGAACUGGGCAGCUACGAUGUGAUAAUGGCCUGUAACGUAAUUCACACCACAUCAGAUCUCAUGAAGUGCCUUCGCGACCUUUACGCCCUCCUACGCCCUGGCGGUAAGCUAAUUAUGAUGGAGACCACUGUCGACAACAUCCGUGACGGCAUCAUCUUCGGUUUGUUGCCGGGAUGGUGGAUGCGUGAGGGCCAUUGGUGGGACGGUGAGGAUGUUGACGCUGUGCCCGGAGAGGACGAAGCACUGGGACCUAUUCUCACUGAAGACGGAUGGGAUGCUGCGCUAAAGACAGCGGGCUUCUCGGGUGUAGACAUGGUGUUCAGGGAUAACGAGUACAAACCCCGCCACCGCGUCUCAACGCUCGUCGCAACAAGGCCAGAGGAGGUUGAAAUCGAAGUUUUGCGCGAGCGUUGGGUUAUUCUCGCGGAUCCCGCGCAGGGUGCUUAUGUCGAUGUGCUGAAGGCGAAGCUCGCCGCCGUCCCAUGGAUCGGCAAGACGGAAACGUACACUCUCGAAGGUCUGGUUGCCGCUGGAUUGGAGCUGAGCAGCACCAAGGUCAUCAGCUUGCUUGAGACUGACACAUCCCUACUGGGCACCAUCGCAGGUCCGCAAUUCGAAGCCCUCAAGAGAAUUAGUUUGGAUGCUAAGACAGUCCUCUGGCUUACACGUGGCAGCAGUCCUGGUGCUGGCAACCCUGCCGCCGAGAUGGCAGUCGGCUUCUCGAGAAGUGUCUGCUCUGAGCGGGGUGAUCAGUCCUUUAUCACACUGAGCUUGGAAACCGAGGACCUGGCGGAAGGAGUAAGCCAUGUGAUACGUCUUCUCGAGCACUUCCACAAGGCAGAAGGAAACAGGAGCGCAGAUGCCGAGUCCGAGUAUGCAGUGCACAACGGUCUCAUCCACAUCCCGCGCAUUGUCCCACAAAAGAGUGUCAACCAGACCCUUGCAGCGCGCUCGAAACUCCCUGGCAAACUCAGCUUCGCACUCGGUCAAGCCGCCCCCAAGCCACGCAUAAACCUGACCAUCCAACAGCCCGGUCUCCUCGACACCCUCUACUACACCGAAACCCCUACUCCCAGCACCGAGCUGCAAUCAGGCGAAGUCGAAAUCGAGGUAGCAGCCGCCUCCUUGAACUUCCGCGAUGUAAUGAUCGCCCUGGGACAGGUGCCUGGCGACGGCCUCGGCCUCGAGGGCUCAGGGACUGUCACCCGCAUCGGUCCAGGCUGCAAAACCUUACAACCUGGUGACCGCGUCAUGUACUUCAUCUUCUCAACAGGUGGCUGCUGUGGAACCUACGUACGUUGCGAUGAGGCCUCGACACGCAAGAUUCCGCGCGAGAAUAUCUCCUUCUUGGACGCGGCUGCCAUCCCUGCAGUGUGGGCUACAGUUGUGUAUGCGUUUGAUUAUGUGGGCCGGCUACGCAAGGGCGAGAGCGUAUUGAUCCAUGCCGGAGCAGGUGCAGUGGGUCAAGCUGCUAUUCAGCUCGCACAGCUGCGCGGGGCUGAAGUCUUCGUCACUGUAGGAAGCGAGUGGAAACGCAAGCUGGUGAAGGAGCUUUACGGCCUCGCAGAUGAUCACAUCUUCCACAGCAGAGAAGCUAGCUUCGUUGACGACGUGUUCCAUGCCACAGCCAACCGCGGCGUCGACGUCGUCCUGAACUCCCUCGGCGGCGAACUCCUCCAACACUCGUGGCUUUGCACUGCGCCCUUCGGCCGCUUCAUUGACAUUGGCAAAGCCGACAUCCUUGCCAACAACACACUCGAGAUGGGACAUUUCCUACGCAACGUCACCUUUGCGGCUAUCGACGUCGCAGGAAUGUAUGCCGAGAACAAACCACUCAUGCAACUUGUGCUCGACGAUGUGUUCAGUCUGUUUGCAGCGAACCCUGGGUUGCACAACCCCAAGCCGCUGCAUGCGUUUGCGCCGAGCAAGAUCGAAGAGGCGAUGCGUGCUUUGCAGGGCGGCAAGAUUGCUGGCAAGGCGGUCAUUGAUUUCCAGAUGGCGGGUGAUUUAGUAGUGUAUCAGCCCGUACGGACACCGGCAUACGGCUUUGAGGCACAGGCUACCUAUGUCAUUAGCGGUGGUUUGGGCGGUUUGGGGCGUGAGAUUAUGCGCUGGAUGGCUUCUCGCGGUGCCCGGCAUUUCCUCGUCACCUCGUCUCGAGGUGUGGCCGGGCGCGCCGACGUAAUUGCCUUCAUCAAAGAGAUGGAAGCGCAGGGCGUCGUGGUCCACGCGCCGGCGUCAGAUAUCUCCAACCGCGCUGUUCUCGAGGCUACCCUUGAGAACGCUAGCAAGACACUACCGCCCAUCAAAGGCUGUAUUCAAGCAGCGAUGGUCUUGUCAGACAACAUGCUCUCUAACAUGACUGCCGAGCAAUACCACCGCGCCCUAGCCCCCAAGUACCAAGGCUCUUGGAACCUUCACGAGCUCCUACCAAAGGAUAUGGACUUCAUGGUCUUCCUCUCUUCUAUGAGUGGCAUCAUAGGCAACCCCGCGCAAGCUAACUAUGCAGCCGGUAACACCUUUGAAGACGCGCUUGCGCGGCACCGCGCUGCUAACGGGCUAAAGGGAGUCUCAUUCGAUCUCGGCUUGGUCCUGGAGGCUGGAUGGGCGAGCGACAACUUCGAAGAUGUGACAAAGAGUUUGCGCGCUGGCCUGGGUGGACUGACGCAAAAGCAACUAAUGGCAAUUUUGGACGUCUUGUGCGAUCCGGAGUAUGACUGCAAGGGUAGUGCUGCGCAAGUGAUCAAUAUCCACGACAAGCCUGUGAAACUAUACAGGAUGUUCCAAGACGGUGUGUUGCACUGGGCAGGCAAGCCACUUUUCAAAAACCUACUUCGUCUGGGCCAGGUUGAGCUGGUCAAUGGCGCUGGAGGGGGCAGUGAGGGUGAGGCCUCAGCAGUUGACUACCUGGCGCUCAUCAGGGCUGCAGCUGAUGCCGAAGAGGCCGGGCAGAUUGUAACGCUGGCAUUGCUUGGGAAGCUGAGCAAGUCGCUAUCAGUGCCAGCGGAGAGUCUCGAUGUUGGCAAGCCGGCCUAUGUGCUUGGUGUUGACUCACUCAUUGCGGUUGAACUGCGGUACUGGUUCCUCAAGCAGUUCGGUGUAGAGGUUCCUGUGUUUGUCAUUUUGAAGAAACAGUCAACCGCUGAGUUGUGCUACCAUGUGGCAGAGCAGGUUGUUGCCGCCAAAUGAGUUUAAUGAUGGCCAUGAUGUAUAUUAGUAAUACGUUGAUGAAGGAGGAGAGCAAGACGAUAGUGGAGCGAUCAUCGAGUGCAGGUCCGGUCGGGAUGCGGCCCCACUUCGCUUCAACCGCCGAGGUUACGAUAUGUUUUGGGUAGGCCCAAGUCCUUCACGCCGUCUUAUGAUGAUAAUAACCCUG